UUGUGGAGCCCCCAGGCAGCGGCGACCGGGAUGGAGCUGUCUCCCCGCGGCCGGGCGCCGCCGGACUCGCCGCUGGACAGCGUCUCCCUGGCCUCGCUGGAAUCCAGCGUCUUCUGCAGCGAGGACGAAGGGGAGCCCCUGGCGCUCGGGGACAGCUUCACGGUCAAUGUGGGCGGCAGCCGCUUUGUGCUUUCGCAGCAGGCGCUGUCCUGCUUCCCGCACACGCGCCUGGGCAAGCUGGCCGUGGUGGUGGCUUCGUACAGACGCCCCGGGGCCCUGGCCGCCGCGCCCAGCCCCCUGGAGUUCUGCGAUGAUGCCAAUCCCGUGGACAACGAGUACUUCUUCGACCGCAGCUCUCAAGCGUUCCGCUACGUCCUGCACUACUACCGUACCGGCCGCCUGCACGUGAUGGAGCAACUGUGCGCGCUCUCCUUCCUUCAGGAGAUCCAAUACUGGGGUAUCGACGAGCUCAGCAUCGACUCCUGCUGCAGGGACAGAUACUUCAGAAGAAAAGAGCUGAGUGAAACCUUAGAUUUUAAGAAGGACACAGAAGACCAGGAAAGCCAACCAGAGAGUGAACAAGAUUUCUCGAAAGGACCUUGUCCCACUGUCCGCCAGAAGCUCUGGGACAUCCUGGAGAAGCCUGGGUCUUCCACAGCUGCCCGCAUCUUUGGGGUUAUCUCCAUCAUCUUCGUGGUGGUGUCCAUCGUCAACAUGGCCCUGAUGUCAGCUGAGUUAAGCUGGCUGGACCUGCAGCUGCUGGAAAUCCUGGAGUACUUUUGCAUUAGCUGGUUCACUGGGGAGUUUGUCCUACGCUUCCUGUGCGUGCGGGACAGGUGCUGCUUCCUCAGGAAGGUGCCGAACAUCAUAGACCUGCUUGCCAUCUUGCCCUUCUACAUCACGCUUCUGGUAGAGAGCCUGAGUGGGAGUGAGACCACACAGGAGCUGGAAAACGUGGGGCGCCUCGUCCAGGUUUUGAGGCUGCUCAGGGCUCUGCGCAUGCUAAAGCUGGGCAGGCAUUCCACAGGAUUACGCUCACUUGGGAUGACAAUCACCCAGUGCUAUGAAGAAGUUGGCCUUCUGCUCCUAUUUCUGUCUGUGGGAAUUUCUAUAUUCUCCACUGUGGAAUAUUUUGCUGAGCAAAGCAUUCCUGACACAACCUUCACAAGUGUCCCUUGUGCUUGGUGGUGGGCCACAACAUCCAUGACUACGGUGGGCUACGGGGACAUUAGACCGGACACCACUACCGGCAAAAUCGUGGCCUUCAUGUGUAUAUUAUCGGGAAUCCUUGUUUUGGCUUUGCCUAUUGCUAUUAUUAAUGACCGCUUCUCUGCUUGCUAUUUUACCUUAAAGCUUAAGGAAGCAGCUGUUAGACAGCGUGAAGCUCUGAAGAAGCUCACCAAGAAUAUAGCCACUGACUCAUACAUCAGUGUGAACUUGAGAGAUGUCUAUGCUCGGAGCAUCAUGGAGAUGCUUCGACUAAAAGGCAGAGAAAGAGCAAGCACUAGGAGCAGUGGAGGAGACGAUUUCUGGUUUUGA
Messenger RNA from Pteronotus mesoamericanus, 1539 nucleotides. RefSeq names its product potassium voltage-gated channel modifier subfamily V member 1 (gene KCNV1). Gene Ontology annotation, cellular component: membrane; voltage-gated potassium channel complex. The transcript has 3 exons. NCBI's taxonomy places the organism in Eukaryota, Metazoa, Chordata, Mammalia, Chiroptera, Mormoopidae. The record is from RefSeq and is a predicted model, not a curated record. Gene Ontology annotation, molecular function: voltage-gated potassium channel activity; protein binding. The coding region runs from base 31 to 1539 and encodes 502 amino acids. Gene Ontology annotation, biological process: protein homooligomerization; potassium ion transmembrane transport.